CUUACAUGUAAACAAUGAGCUUAGUCCAACGCUGAGCGAGUCGGUUAUCCCAGUUAGCUACCUGAAAAUAAUGAAUUAAUAUUAUCUGACAUGCUGUCUUGAAUGAAAUCUAUUGGGGGCAAUAGCGGUUAUUCUUGGAGAACAAGCGUGAUGUUGGCAAAGAGUGGUGAAUCGCAUCUCUGCAUGUCUGGCAGACAUAUCAGUGUGGAUGACGGAUCACCACCUCAAGCUGAACCUCGGCAAGACGGAGCUGCUCUUCCUCCCGGGGAAGGACUGCCCGUUCCAUGAUCUCGUCAUCACGGUUGACAACUCCAUUGUGUCCUCCUCCCAGAGUGCUAAGAACCUUGGCGUGAUCCUGGACAACACCCUGUCGUUCUCAACUAACAUCAAGGCGGUGACCCGUUUCUGUAGGUUCAUGCUCUACAACAUUCGCAGAGUACGACCCUGCCUCACGCAGGAAGCGGCGCAGGUCCUAAUCCAGGCACUUGUCAUCUCCCGUCUGGAUUACUGCAACUCGCUGUUGGCUGGGCUCCCUGCCUGUGCCAUUAAACCCCUACAACUCAUCCAGAACGCCGCAGCCCGUCUGGUGUUCAACUUUCCCAAGUUCUCUCACGUCACCCCGCUCCUCCGCUCUCUCCACUGGCUUCCAGUUGAAGCUCGCAUCCGCUACAAGACCAUGGUGCUUGCCUACGUAGCUGUGAGGGGAACGGCACCUCCGUACCUUCAGGCUCUGAUCAGGCCCUACACCCAAACAAGGGCACUGCGUUCAUCCACCUCUGGCCUGCUCGCCUCCCUACCUCUGAGGAAGUACAGUUCCCGCUCAGCCCAGUCAAAACUGUUCGCUGCUCUGGCACCCCAAUGGUGGAACAAACUCCCUCACGACGCCAGGUCAGCGGAGUCAAUCACCGCCUUCCGGAGACACCCGAAACCCCACCUCUUUAAGGAAUACCUAGGAUAGGAUAAAGUAA
Molecule: messenger RNA, 968 nt
Organism: Salvelinus fontinalis (brook trout)
Lineage: Eukaryota; Metazoa; Chordata; Actinopteri; Salmoniformes; Salmonidae
Exons: 2
Coding region: 209-958 (249 amino acids)
Source: RefSeq, a predicted model, not a curated record